Molecule: messenger RNA, 649 nt
Organism: Hyla sarda
Lineage: Eukaryota; Metazoa; Chordata; Amphibia; Anura; Hylidae
Gene: LBHD2
Product: LBH domain containing 2
Exons: 4
Coding region: 298-633 (111 amino acids)
Source: RefSeq, a predicted model, not a curated record
UGCCUGCACUACUAGACUGUGCACAGCCCUGAGCUCUCCGGCUCUGCUCAGUCUGUCUCUUCUCUGCUGCACAGGAUCAAGGUCUCUAUCUGUCUCUUCCUCUUUUUCUUGUCUGUCCAGCUGUCUCUCUCUCUCUCUGCCUUGCACACAGUCAUUUCUCUCCCACCCUUGACCCAGUCUUACCAGCUCUGCUGAGCACUGUGCACACUGAUCUACAGAAGAAGAAGGAGCAGCAGCAACAGAACCAGCACUAACCCAGGCAAGCAAGGCAAUUCCCGGACCCCCCUAUACUCCAGAAUGACGGAAGUGAUGAAUACGUGUGAACCUGGGAUGGAAGAAUUUACACUAAGUGUAACCGGGGCCGAAGGACAGGCUGUUCAGAUAUUCCCAGACUCGCAUGACAAGCACCCUAAGCUGACAAAGAGGUUACCAUCCAUAGUAGUGGAGCCCACGGAAUCUGGCGACGUAGAGAGUGGAGAACUCCGUUGGCCUCCAGAGGACACCUCACCCACAGAUGACAAGCGAGAGGCAAAGCCAUGCCAAGGAUGUUCAGAUGUUGAAAGUGCCGCCCGUUCGGCUCACGAAGACGAACAUUACGCCGGAUGCAGAGCGGGGGGGAACAGCGCAAAUUAAAAAAGCCUUAAAUAUC